This is a messenger RNA of Oncorhynchus nerka (sockeye salmon), 3859 nucleotides long. Its product is annotated as calphotin. NCBI's taxonomy places the organism in Eukaryota, Metazoa, Chordata, Actinopteri, Salmoniformes, Salmonidae. Bases 165 to 2495 code for a protein of 776 amino acids. The transcript is spliced from 11 exons. The record is from RefSeq and is a predicted model, not a curated record.
UCAAACAUACAAAGGAAGUUUGCGGUCUCAACCAUCCCACAGUGAGAAGCAUCUAUGCUGUGUGAAAGGAGGACCUGACUUGCUACAAACCCAGACCAGGUACUGCGGCACUGCUAUCAUCCACAGUACUGAUUCCAACAGGAAGCAGAGACUUGGACUGGACCAUGGCCACCAAGGAAGUUAACAGAGCACAGGUGGUUAGAACCAUGAAGGUGCGUACUUCCCUCAAGGGAGACGGCAGCUGGAUCCGUAGAGUGACAGACCCAGAUGAAGAAGAGGGACAACCACGUAAGCCAGAACUUCCAAAGAAACCCACUGGUCUCUUUUCAGCUGAAUCCAGCCCUGUUACCUCUCUUGCUCCAUGCAACCCCUACAGUCCUACAGUGACACCAGAUGUUGACCCACUGACCCCUGAGGAAAUCACCAAAUGGUCAUUGACAUCUAGCAGGGUCAGACCCCUGGCAAAGUCCUAUGUCCUCUCAGCAGCUAAGAAAUUUGAAUCUCUGGAUUCCCCAACGAGCCCCCCACCAUUCAAAAUCAGCCAGUCACAUUUCCCUAUAAGGCCUGAAGAGUUGUCAGAAGCUGUGGAGGAGUCGGACCCACCAACAGCAGAAUCAAAAGACAAAUCUCUUGGGAAACCUGUGGAACAACCUGCAGUGGAGGAAUCUGUAGAUGCACCUGCUGACCAACCAGAGGCAGCAGAGCCCUCUGAGACAACGACUGAGGAACCUGCAUCUGUGGAAGAAGCUGAUGGAGAACUCAUCGCAAAACUCACUGCAGAACCCACCGUGGGACCCACAGUGGAACCAGCAAGUGAAAUUCAAUCAGAAGAGGCUGCUGUAGAAUCAGUCUUAGAACCUGUAGUGAAACCUGUUGACAGUGUUUCUGAAGAACCUGCAGUUAGGCCAGCGGCUGUGGAGGCAAUUGAACUUGUAGUUGAGCCUGUGGCUACAGUUAAACCUGUAGUUGAGCCUGUGGCUGCAGUUAAACCUGUAGUUGAGCCUGUGGCUACAGUUAAACCUGUAGUUGAGCCUGUGGCUGCAGUUAAACCUGUAGUUGAGCCUGUGGCUACAGUUAAACCUGUAGUUGAGCCUGUGGCUGCAGUUAAACCUGUAGUUGAGCCUGUGGCUACAGUUAAACCUGUAGUUGAGCCUGUGGCUGCAGUUAAACCUGUAGUUGAGCCUGUGGCUGCAGUUAAACCUGUAGUUGAGCCUGUGGCUGCAGUUAAACCUGUAGCUGCAGUUAAACCUGUAGUUGAGCCUGUGGCUGCAGUUAAACCUGUAGAUGAGCCUGUGGCUACAGUUAAACUUGUAGUUGAGCCUGUGGCCGCAGUUAAACCUGUAGUUGAGCCUGUGGCUGCAGCUAAACCUGUAGUUGAGCCUGUGGCUGCAGCUAAACCUGUAGUUGAGCCUGUGGCUGCAGCUAAACCUGUAGUUGAGCCUGUGGCUGCAGCUAAACCUGUAGUUGAGCCUGUGGCUGCAGCUAAACCUGUAGUUGAGCCUGUGGCUGCAGCUAAACCUGUAGUUGAGCCUGUGGCUGCAGCUAAACCUGUAGUUGAGCCUGUGGCUGCAGCUAAACCUGUGGCUGCAGCUAAACCUGUAGUUGAGCCCGUGGCUGCAGCUAAACCUGUAGUUGAGCCCGUGGCUGCAGUUAAACCUGUAGUUGAGCCCGUGGCUGCAGUUAAACCUGUAGUUGAGCCUGUGGCUGCAGCUAAACCUAUUGAGCCUGUGGCUGCAGCUAAACCUGUAGUUGAGCCCGUGGCUGCAGCUAAACCUGUAGUUGAGCCCGUGGCUGCAGCUAAACCUGUAGUUGAGCCCGUGGCUGCAGUUAAACCUGUAGUUGAGCCCGUGGCUGCAGUUAAACCUGUAGUUGAGCCCGUGGCUGCAGUUAAACCUGUAGUUGAGCCCGUGGCUGCAGUUAAACCUGUAGUUGAGCCCGUGGCUGCAGUUAAACCUGUAGUUGAGCCCGUGGCUGCAGUUAAACCUGUAGUUGAGCCUGUGGCUGCAGCUAAACCCGUAGUUGAGGAGUCAACAUCUGAACCCAUCAUUGAAGCUGAAGCUGAAGCUGUGGCUGAAGCAGCUGUUGAAGUUGUUCAGGAAUUAUCAGCUGCUAUUGAACUUGAGGAGGCAUUAGACGUGGAGCUACCUGCUGCUGAAGUCGUGGCAGAUGAUAUAAUAGCACCUGCAUCAGAACCUACACCAUCCCCUUGUGGGGGUCAGGUUCCAUCACUCAUUCAGCAACAGGAGGAUGCUGAACCCCAGCAUCAGAUAGUCCAUGACUUUCGUCACACCAAGGAUGGCAAAGCCAUUUGUUCAUACUGUGACAAGUCAAUUGAUGGAAAUGUCAAGAUCACAAUCAAUUACCCACAAAUCUACAGCCACCCAGACUGUUUUAAGUGCGGAUUGUGCAGUAAGGCCUUGGGGGACAUGACGACCUCCAUGUUCGUGCAUGGGAGAGUGAUCCACUGUGAUGGCUGCUUUAUUAAAACCAUGUAGGCCCCAGGGCUUCUCAUCACCUUGACACAGAGGGCACAACAGUGUCAUCCCUGGAACAUCCCUGUCACCAACACAACCAUUUUGACAGAUUACUUGCUAACACUGUUCAAUUUUUUUUGUUGUAAGAUGUUAUAAUUCCAGAGUUAUCAUCAAUUCUCCUUCCCUGACACUGAAUGCCAUUCUUUUGUGAAUGUAAGACUUUUUUCUGUAAACAAAUCAUAUUUUUUUCCCCAUUUAUUGUGUUUUCACCAUGUGGAGGACAUGUAUAUCUUUAAUGAGAAAAAAUAUAUAAAUGAUUUAUGACCGUUUCCAUAAUUUGUCAAUAAUUAACAUCUAAUAACAUUUGUCUUGUUUGUUGUUGUGCAUUAUAUUACCCAUGUGGACAACCUCACUGGAAGUUUUGUUUUACCAUUUGACAUUUGCAUGACAAUGAAAUGAAAUGAAGCACAAUAUUUUAAUACCUUGGGUUCAAAGGCUUUGAUACAUUUUAAUGGCUAAUCAAUUCAACACAGCAUUAUAUACACACCCAAUUCAGUAAAUAGCAUAGCAGGCCACUCACCAGCCAGAAAUCCCCUGAAAAUCAAACACUACAGUUUAAAAGCAGAGAGCAUUAAUACAUAUGGAGAAUGAAAACGGAGUAUCUUAUUUAGCUUAUACCUUUAGCACAUCCAUAGAAUUGGGUUUCCUUGCACCCCCACACACAGUAAUCAGUCAAAAGGACAAACAAUAGGUACUACAUCAAGAGUGAAUGCAAAAAAGCUGCCGUAAGUGCUUUGACACACUUAGAAAAGAGCGACUCCCACAUUACACUCCCACAUUUCACUUGAGUGUUGUAGAGAACUUUGGCACAUUCUGCUGUUUUCUCUAGUUACAGUAAUGGACAGCUCAUUUACUAACACAAUCUAAAGCAACAGGAGCUAGAUCAUGUUCACAAUCUAUAUACAUAUCAGUAAGCAAGGCGACUGGGAUCGGUUUCUUAGUUCUGAUUAGCAUGGAGAGCAGCCAUCUCUCCAUGUCACUCAGAUUUAGAGAGCUAAAUAGAGCCCACAAUCUGACAAUAGCGCCAGUGACACUUUUUAAAAGCUUUUUUUUUUUUUUAAAUGUGUGAACCAAAAUCAGAGACGCUACAUCCAAUGUGAAAAUUAGCAACAGACAUCAGAGAGUCAUCCUCCUGGACUGAGAACCACAGGUAUAAGACUGGUGAGUAGGGGGAGGGGCUUAAAGUCAUAACGACCCAACGUGGUCUCAGGGCAAUCUGUAUUAUUCUCAACGUAAAUCUUUGACACUACAUUUAGCAUGAUAUAUUACGUUACAUUAGGUUAUGUUAUGAAUGGAAUAGCGGUCGUACAAUAUCAUACAGUCAU